Molecule: messenger RNA, 230 nt
Organism: Dentiscutata erythropus
Lineage: Eukaryota; Fungi; Glomeromycota; Glomeromycetes; Diversisporales; Gigasporaceae
Source: the annotation of a GenBank genome assembly
AAAAUGAAAUAGCAGAUGAGUUAUCACAUGACGCGCUUCGAAAACGCAAAAGCAGAGAAAACGAAACCCCUGAGCAACGCCAAAAGCGACUUGCUCGAGAUCGCGAAAAUAAAAGCAAGAAGAAGAAUGCGGAAAGUGCAGAAGAGCGUAGAAAACGCUUGGAUAAGGAAAAAGAACAAAGGCAGAAACGGAGAGCCUUGAAUAGCAAAAAAUCCUUAAAUACUGCUGAU